Diaporthe batatas is the source of this 255-nucleotide messenger RNA. RefSeq lists its product as uncharacterized. Lineage: Eukaryota; Fungi; Ascomycota; Sordariomycetes; Diaporthales; Diaporthaceae. The transcript has 2 exons. The coding region runs from base 1 to 255 and encodes 84 amino acids. The record is from RefSeq and is a predicted model, not a curated record.
AUGCAGUUCUCCAUCAUCUCUUUCCUCACAGUCGCCGCCACUGGCGCUCUCGCCAUGCCCGCUGAGCCCAAGACCAACCCCCUCGAGGCUCGUGUGGACUGCGGACGGAUCCUACCCGCUUGCAACGGCGGAAGCAUCUCUGGUCAGACCGACUGCCGCUGCCCCGGCCAGGUCUCCAAGUGUGAUGUCUGGAACUGCCCUGGCGACGAUGUCAUGGUCUGUGGCCAGGAGGGCAGCGGUUGCGUUUGGAUUUAA